AUGAGUAACGAUUUGGAGCAACCCGAAUCUUCCUCCGGCAAAUUCAUCCACACAGUGCAACCUCUGCGGGACCUCGAGUCCAAUUGGGCCGUCGAUUUAGCCAAGAAUUUAGAGGAAUAUUUAAUCAAGAUUUGUUCCGGUGAAAUCUCCAGCCACGACGACACCCACCUGUCCGUAAAUUUCGCUGAAGCUGCAUUGCUUCUUCAGGGAUCCAUACAGGUAUACAGUAGGAAGGUGGAAUAUUUGUAUUCUUUGGUUUUGCAUACUUUGGAGUUCAUUUCCCAGAAAAGUCAACAAGAUCAGGCGGAUAGUACUUCUGCCCGACCAGAAGAAACUGGAUCACAUACUGCAAAGGAUGAAGAGGAUGAUUCAUUUUGGGUUUCAGAUGACAUCCCAGUGGAAGCAAAUAUUUCACUGGAUGGUGCAACCUGUGGAGAUUCUCCCCCAAGUCACUUUGUGAGGGCCCCUGCAAAUCUAGUUGUCCUUGAAGGGGAUUGCUUUGAUGCUGGUGGUGAUGAUGGGGAACUAGAGUCCUAUCUGUUAGCCACCAAUGAUCUCUACCGGGAUUUUAUUUUGCUAGACUCUUGCGAUGCUGUUGCAGUUAAUGAUUUUCUAAAUGGUGAUUGUAAAGUUAACAAAGGGCAGACUAAUUUCUACAGAGGCAGCUCUCUGACCUCUAAGGGCCGUAAGAGCUUUCAGUCACCAAUAAGACAAUCUGGGGGAGCUGGCAGUAAGUUGUCAGCUGGAAAGAAUCUGGAUAAUAAUUUUACUCGGUCACCUUUUGUUAAUCUUGUCAAUGAGUCUAAUGACUACAAUGUGGGUCCCUCCUCUCCUGGCCAUGAUUUGCCUGACGAUAACAAUUAUGAAUCUGGAAUGGGAGAUGGUUAUCCAGAAACCGGAAACUGGGAUGAAUCUGAUGAAGAUGAUCCAUGGAAACCUUUGAAUCCUCAUGAACCAGGGAAUUUGAAAGUUAAACCUUAUAAAAAAGUGAAAGCUAAUAAAAGGCAAGGGUUUGGUUCCAAGAAACGCGUUUCCAUAGCUGAAGAAUUUCCUCUUGCAAAACUGCACGGUCCCAUUAGUUCAGAACUCACAGAAAUAUGGGAAGCAAAACAUGGUACCUCAGAAAGACAAGGAAAAUCACAAUCUCCUCCAUUUUACGAAAAGCUACGGGAAUCACUCGUUCUUGGAGGGGCUAAAAUGAAUGACGCCUUUCAUGAUUUCAAGGAUAACCUUGAAGAUAAUGGAUAUGAUAGUGGAGAUCCAGAUGGCGGACCACCGGAUUUUGACAUGCCAGAGAGUAAAUACAGUCAAGAAGAUGCACCUUCUCACCCAGAAAAUCACGAUGGUGCUGGCAAUCACUUUGACUUCAAUGAAGCUUAUGACGAUCCCGGUGCCAAUGCAAGCCUUGAAGAUCUUUGCCGGUCUCACUUGGAUUCUCUUCUUGCUAGUCUAGCCGAGACUGAGAAGCAGACUGAAUUGGCUACUCGGGUUUCAACAUGGAAACAAAGAAUUGAGCAGAACUUGGAAGAACAAGACACUCGACCACCAUUUGAUAUUCAUGAAUAUGGUGACAGAGUUCUGGAUAAGCUAUCUAUGGAAGGAGAUGAGGGAAAGAUCAUGUCUUUCGGAGAUGUUGUCAUGGGACAAGAUAAGCAUGAUGUUGCUCGAACAUUUUCUGCUCUACUUCAAUUGGUGAAUAAUGGAGAUGUGGAUCUGGCGCGGGACGACAAGAAUGAUAAUUUCACUUGCCACACAGCUGCUAAUCCUUUCUAUGUUCGGCUCCUAAGGCACGAGAGAAGGAAAGGAGUGCAGCUUCGGUCAUCUAAAAAGAGAGCCAAGUCUUCUUUAACGAAAGGAAAUGCCAGUAGUAAAAGGAACAAGCCAGUAAAGGAGAAUCGCCCAGUUGUUAAUAAUUCAUCACCUUCACGUUCUACCUCUCCAAGUCCAAGAAAGGCAAGCAGCGCCCGGGCUACUCCUCAAGGCAAGAAGAGACGGAAAUCGCCAUUAGAAGCCCCUUUAGACAUACAUGCUGCAGGCUAA
This is a messenger RNA of Fraxinus pennsylvanica, 2040 nucleotides long. Lineage: Eukaryota; Viridiplantae; Streptophyta; Magnoliopsida; Lamiales; Oleaceae. The record is from the annotation of a GenBank genome assembly.